AAGCGAUCCCGCCUUCCGCUUCCCCUGAGCCCGGGAAGGGGCGGGCACGGCCGCGGCCAUGCAGGUCUCCAGCCUCAACGAGGUGAAGAUCUACAGCCUGAGCGCCGGCAGGAGCCUCCCGGAGUGGCUUUCAGACAGGAAGAAAAGAGCUUUACAGAAGAAAGAUGUGGAUAUCCGUAGAAGAAUUGAACUUAUUCAAGACUUUGAAAUGCCCACAGUUAGCACAAAGAUUAAGGUAUCAAGAGAUGGACAGUAUAUUAUGGCAGUUGGAACUUACAAGCCAAGGGUCCGCUGUUUCGAUACCUAUCAGUUAUCCCAAAAAUUUGAAAGAUGCUUAGAUUCUGAAGUGGUUACAUUUGAGAUUUUAUCAGAUGAUUACUCAAAGAUUGUCUUCUUGCAGUCUGGCAGGUUUGUGGAGUUUCAUUCACAACAUGGCCAUUACUACAGGACAAGAAUACCAAAAUUUGGUAGAGAUUUCUCUUAUCACUAUCCAUCCUGUGACCUGUAUUUUGUAGGAGCAAGUUCUGAAGUAUACAGGCUAAAUCUGGAACAAGGAAGAUUUCUGAACUCCCUGCAAACUGAAGCUUCAGAGAGUAAUGUCUGUGACAUAAAUCCUGUACACUUCUUGUUUGCUAUGGGGACAGCUGAGGGUAAAGUGGAAUGCUGGGAUCCAAGAACUAGAAAUCGAGUUGGGCUGUUGGACUGUGCUUUAAGCAGCAUGACAGCAGACACAGAGAUAGAGGGUUUGCCAUCCAUUUCAGCACUGACAUUUGAUGGAGCUUUGAAUAUGGCUGUUGGAACAUCUACUGGACAGGUUUUAUUAUAUGAUCUCCGGUCUAGUAAUCCAUUAAUAGUCAAAGAUCACCACUACGGCCUGCCUAUUAAAUCAAUUCAGUUUCAGCAUCAGUUGGAUUUAAUUAUCUCUGCGGAUUCUCGAAUCAUAAAAAUGUGGAACAAAGAUACAGGGAAAAUAUUUACUUCAAUGGAGCCAGAACACGGUAUCAAUGAUGUCUGCCUGUAUCCAAAUUCAGGAAUGCUAAUGACUGCCAAUGAAGCCCCUAAAAUGAAUAUCUAUUAUAUACCCGUUUUAGGACCUGCCCCAAAAUGGUGCUCCUUCUUGGACAACUUGACUGAAGAAUUGGAAGAGAAUCCAGAGAGCACAGUUUAUGAUGACUACAAAUUCGUUACCAGAAAAGACCUUGAAAAUUUAGGCCUUGCUCAUCUCAUUGGAUCCACAUUGCUCAGAGCAUAUAUGCAUGGCUUUUUCAUGGACAUAAGACUUUAUCACAAGGCAAAAAUGAUGGCCAAUCCCUUUGCCUAUGAAGAAUACAGAAGAGAGAAAAUAAGGCAGAAGAUAGAAGAAACACGUGCACAGAGAGUUCAGCUAAAGAAACUUCCAAAAGUCAAUAAAGAACUUGCACUCAAACUGAUUGAAGAAGAAGGAGAAGAGCAACAGAUUACUAGGAAAAGGAAACAGAAGAAUCUGCCCAGCCUUCUCAAAGAUGAUCGUUUUAAGGUCAUGUUUGAGAAUCCAGAUUUCCAGGUGGAUGAGCAGAGUGAAGAAUUUAGGCUACUUAACCCACUUGUUUCUAAAAUAAGCGAGAAAAGAAAGAGGAAGCUAAAGAUCUUAGAGGAACUGGAAGCAAAAGGAGAGGAAGAGGAGGAAGAACCAGAAGGAAAAGCAAGUGAUGCAGAAAGUUCUGAGAGUUCAGAUGAUGAAAAAGGCUGGGUUGAAGAGGUCAGGAAACAGCGCAAGCUUUUACGCCAAGAGGAAAAACUAAAGCGGCGGGAAAGGUCCAAGGAGGAUCAGCAAACAUUACUGAAACCUCAGUUUUUUGAGAUUAAAGAAGGAGAGGAAUUCAGAAGCUUCAAAGACUCUGCCAAAAAACAAAAAUUAAUGAAGAAACCCCUUGAAGAUCGUUUAAAGCUUGAAGAAAAACUUGGCACACUCAAUGUGUCUGAUACCACAGUAGGCAGCAAACAGGCAACAUUCAAAUUAAAGAAGUCAGAGCAGCAAAGGAAACAACAGGAAGCUGAGAAACUACAUCGUCAAGAGAGGAAAACUCUCAGGCGUUCUGCGAGUCAUCUCAAGAGCAAACGUGGACGAGGACGACUGUUUCUUUGAAUUACUUCAUGUUAUUUUUUUAAGGAACUUCUUUGCCUCAUUUUUCAUUUGAAAAAGGGGCUUUUUCAAUUUUGGACAGAGUACAAAUGAAUUUGUAUUUUGAUUCAUUGAUGAACACAAAACCAGAACUUUCUAAGCCCUAUGUUAAUUAUUGAAAAGUUCAUGAAAGUAAAAUUACUGACCAAAGGACACUGUGAAUAUGGUGUAGUGUGAGCAACUGGUUAUUGUGUAACCCUGGAUGUUUUCUAUAUAAGAAUUUAUGUUACAGUGAGGCUGCCUGUCUUAUAUUUAACUUAAGGGCUGAGGAUUUUGAUUUCUGAAACCUUUAUUUUUGACUGCUUAGAUAGAAGAUCAAGGGUAAAUUAUUUUGUCUAAAAUCUUCUUUUUACAAGGGCUCAAUAAAUUUUUCUGGUUUUUGAAGGAUGGCACACAGUUCUGUUUUUCAAAAACUGGCUUUGGCUUUAUGUUCUUGGGUUGCCUUAGCAGCAAAUGGUACAAAUGGUUAUCAAGAGGGCAAUUCAGAAUGUCUAAAUUAGGUUCCUCUGAGUCACUCUAUAAGGAAACCUCUCUUGCCACACCAGUGUACAAAGGGGAAUCUAAGAAGGAUAGUCCUACUACCUUUACUGCCUUACGUUAAGCCUCAUCUUAAGGAUUCUGUAGCUCUUGGUAAGCCAGCCAAGUGAUAUAUAGUUCAAGUGGUAUCUGUUCACAUAAAAAGCACAUUAAGGCCAUGCCAGUAUUUUCCCAUUCUUCAAAAAAAUAACGUAAAAAACUAGACCCUACUUUAAGGUAAUGAUUAAUUCUUUUCUGUACCAUCUUUUGGAUCCCCAAAAGAAUGCUUGUUCCUAACCAGGAUACAAAACCGUAUUAUUUUUUAUUUUGCAAACCCAUAAUUUACAUAAGUGUGUCACUACUUAAGCAAAUAAAUGAAUUUCUACCAUUGA
Molecule: messenger RNA, 3069 nt
Organism: Myiozetetes cayanensis
Lineage: Eukaryota; Metazoa; Chordata; Aves; Passeriformes; Tyrannidae
Gene: NOL10
Product: nucleolar protein 10
Exons: 21
Coding region: 59-2125 (688 amino acids)
Biological process (GO): maturation of SSU-rRNA from tricistronic rRNA transcript (SSU-rRNA, 5.8S rRNA, LSU-rRNA)
Cellular component (GO): nucleolus; small-subunit processome; 90S preribosome
Molecular function (GO): protein binding
Source: RefSeq, a predicted model, not a curated record